AUGAUGAGGAGGAUUCUCAUUUUCAGAGGAAUGAGGAACACGAAGAAUUCCACAAGAAUUGAAAAAGAAAGUAGAAUUCUGGAAGGGUCAGGCGGAUGUUACAAUACCAGGGUGUCUGAGGCUUUCAUAUUUAUUUUACAGAGAAAUACAUUAAAAAUCAUUGAUACACGAAUAUUUAUCACUAGUUUAAACAUCCUCAUAAGUAGCCUUCUGUUUAUUCAUCGCCGCCAAUGCACUAUUCAUCAAAUCCGUCGACAACAAUUGACUCAUAUUCCAUGUUUUAAUGAAGUUGAGCGAGUCUUCGGUGGAGUGAUCUCGAGCGUAAUUCAGUGUUUCCUUCGUUCCUUGGACAGCAAUCGGACUCUUCUCAGCUAUACGAGCCGCCAGUUCGAUGGAGUUCUCGAGAAGACUCUGUCGGUCAUCACAGAUUCUGGAGAUGAGACCGUAACGAUGAGCUUCAUCCGCACCGAAGUCGCGAGCGGUAAGAGCGAUUUCGCGGGUCCAACUGUCGUUUCCAACGACUUUUUGGAUUCUGUUGAGGGUUCCGAUGUCAGCGGCGAGACCAAUGUCGACUUCCUUGAAAAGAAACUAUUGAUUUUUGAAAAAUUUAUAUCAGCACUCACUCUAAUCGAGAAAUUGGCGUCUUGA
Messenger RNA from Caenorhabditis remanei, 648 nucleotides. RefSeq lists its product as uncharacterized. NCBI's taxonomy places the organism in Eukaryota, Metazoa, Nematoda, Chromadorea, Rhabditida, Rhabditidae. The record is from RefSeq and is a predicted model, not a curated record. The transcript has a single exon. Bases 1 to 648 code for a protein of 215 amino acids.